This is a messenger RNA of Cylindrotheca closterium, 999 nucleotides long. The record is from the annotation of a GenBank genome assembly. Lineage: Eukaryota; Bacillariophyta; Bacillariophyceae; Bacillariales; Bacillariaceae.
AUGUCAAUGUCAAUGUCAAUGUCAAUGUCAUCAUCAUCCUCAUCCUCAUUGAGCAAUCCACCUACCCUGACGUUGCGGAAUGGAUUGAAACAUCCAGUGAUUGGCUUUGGAACGUACAAGGUUGGGGUCAUUCCUGCUUCGGCAUCGUCGGCAGUGGCCAGUGGAGGUCCAAACGCAGUCGAGCGCACUGCAGAAGAAUGCGUUUCGGAUGCACUCGACGUUGGCUAUCGCUUCAUUGAAUGUGCUCAGUUCUACGCAAACGAAUCGGAAGUGGGGAAAGCGAUUGCCAAGUCGGGAGUGGAACGAACAGAUUUAUUCAUCUGCUCCAAAGUAUGGACCACGACGAUCGAACAAGGCCCUCAGGCCAUUGAAGAACAGUUGAAAAAGACCCUUGCCGAUCUAGGAACGGACUAUGUAGAUCUGUAUCUGAUCCACUGGCCAGUUCCUGGAAAGCAUGUCGAAGCCUACAAGACGCUGGAAAAAUUGGCGGACCAAGGGAAAAUCAAAGGCAUCGGUGUGUCCAAUUAUGCAUGGGAGGACUACCUUGAACUGAAAGAGAAUGGUGUCAAGAACUUGCCACUGGUCAAUCAAAUCGAGAUCAACCCAUUUCUGUACCGAAAGAAUACCAUUGCUAAAUUUGCCGACGAAGGAGUCGUGCUCCAAUCCUACCGUUCUCUUCGCGAUGGAAAAGCCUUUGAUGACCCAACCAUAUUGAAAAUUGCAGAGUCACAUGGUCGUUCCGCAGCCCAGAUUCUUGGCCGUUGGUGUGUUCAGAAAGGAUUCGUCUACAUUCCAAAAUCCGUCAAAAAGGAGCGCAUGGUGGAAAACUCAAAGGUCUUUGACUUUGAACUUACAGAAGCCGAAAUGAACGAAUUGGACAGUCUCACAACACCAGAUGCUAUUGAAACCUUUGUUUCCCUUUAUCGAAAGUGCGUCAACCGUGAUACAAGUAAGGAUGGAACGCUGGACGGAGUCAAAAUGACCAUCACAGGAGACUAG